GUGACACAGAAAGCAAACAGGAAGUUGAAACAGACCAAGGCUUUGCUAUCAGAAAACAGCAAACGCAAUGUCUCAGGACCCGUGGUUACAAAAUUAUGAUGCCACUUGUCGUCUUGCCCAGGAAAUCGCUGAGAAUAUUCAUGAGCGGAACAGACAGCAAAGGACGGAGGGGAAUCCUGCCAAGAUCAACAUGACUCUGCGAGCAUCUCUUCAGAGACUGAAGCAGCAGAUCACCCAGCUGAGGGAGUCCUUGCUCAGAUCUAUAUCCACUCGACACAUAAUGCAAUCGGAAGCAGACAGGAGGCAGAAUUUAGUGGAUGAACUUCUUACACGAGAAAAACAACUGCAAGCGACUUUUAAGAAUGAUGGCACGGAGCCAGAGCUCUCAAGGUCCAGCCUCUUGACUGGAGGAGGAGGGCAGGGGGGCACAAUUAAUCCCUGGCUGAUGGACGAGCCUGAGGAAACCAGGGGGCUGGGGUUCACAGAGAUCAAACAGCAGCAGCAGAGAAUCAUAGAAGCCCAAGAUGCUGGCCUUGAUGCGCUAGCAUCUGUCCUCAGCAGACAGAAACAGAUGGGGCAAGAAAUUGGGAACGAACUGGAUGAGCAUAACGAGAUCAUCGACGAUCUGGCGCACUUGGUGGACAAAACGGACAACAAGAUUCGUAAUGAAACACGGAGAGUAAAACUCGUGGAGAAGAAGUCAGCUUCCUGCGGAAUGCUGGUGGUGAUUGUUCUGCUGUUAAUUGCCAUUGUGGUAGUCGCGGUCUGGCCAAAAAGUUAAUGAAAGUGGAAUCGAUGCUGCUACUCUGUACACCAUUCUGCGUGAUUGCCUGGUAAUGGAAUGAAGACACUGUGAGGAACUGGAACUUCCUUCUCUACAUACUUUAUUUUUCCUCUAUAAUCCAUGCGCGAAAGUGAAGGAAACGACAGCUGUGCAAACAAGCAAUAAAGAUUAUUCCGUGUUCCCUUAAAUGUCAAAAUGAAUCAUGGAAACCAACAUGCAUCUCCCUGAGCCGUGCACUUCAUAGUUAAUUCAAGAGAGAGUGUUUCCUGUGUGUGACAGCGCAGUGAUGUCAGAAUCAGUCAUUGUGGUCUGCUUUGUAGUUUUCUGAUUUCAUAGGCUGUUAAUAACUUUUUCUUCUGCAACAUUGAAAUUCACUGUUACGUACAAAGAGAGUUUUUCAGAUCAUGACUUUUAUUAAUAUUCCUGAACGUAUGAUGAUGCUAUAUAAAUAAUGAACGCAUUCACUAAUGGAAGGAAAUUAUUGUAAACCUUAGGAACUAAAUUACAUUAAUAUGCUUCAGAAGGAUUAAUAUGUGUGAUUUGUUUCAAUGUACCUAAAUUACUGUAUUAAAAUGUAUUUAUCAGCCUGGGUUUUGGGGUUUUUUUUUUGCCUGGCAAAUAAUAUUCCCUGUUCAUAUUCAUAUCUCCAAAACUGUUUGAGAUUCAUAAUUCGUAUUUCAUAUUGUCAGGGCAACAUCUUUGAAAUGUGAUCUGUACAGCUGCUGUCAAAGGUUCAUGUGACUUCUUGGAUUCUAAAUGAUGAAGAUGUAACGCUUUGUACGCAUUUGUAUUGUAUGAUUCUGUAGGCGAGUCUAACGUAUAGGUAUAGUCCAAUAAAAGUGAUUCCUUUU
Molecule: messenger RNA, 1635 nt
Organism: Polyodon spathula (Mississippi paddlefish)
Lineage: Eukaryota; Metazoa; Chordata; Actinopteri; Acipenseriformes; Polyodontidae
Gene: stx8
Product: syntaxin 8
Exons: 8
Coding region: 68-781 (237 amino acids)
Biological process (GO): intracellular protein transport; vesicle fusion
Cellular component (GO): endomembrane system; SNARE complex
Molecular function (GO): SNARE binding; SNAP receptor activity
Source: RefSeq, a predicted model, not a curated record